Messenger RNA from Cornus florida, 2444 nucleotides. RefSeq names its product protein tesmin/TSO1-like CXC 5. NCBI's taxonomy places the organism in Eukaryota, Viridiplantae, Streptophyta, Magnoliopsida, Cornales, Cornaceae. The record is from RefSeq and is a predicted model, not a curated record. Gene Ontology annotation, biological process: regulation of DNA-templated transcription. The transcript has 8 exons. Gene Ontology annotation, cellular component: nucleus. Bases 434 to 2257 code for a protein of 607 amino acids.
GAGGGAGUAGUGAGAGAAGCCUAUUUUGCUCUUCUUUCUCUCGUUCCCCUUCUUUCGAUUUCUCUCUCUACAUCUGAGCAAACCCUCUUUCUCUCCUCCCUCCUUUUCUCUCUCUUUCUCUGUUUAUCUAUAUACGUAUGUAAGUUUAUAUAUAUAUAUUUAGGGAUCGAGGUUUCGUUCGAGUCAAUCCUUGACAAUUUUCGCACAACAGUUUUGGCGGAUUUCGUCAUAAAUCUGAGCAGCUAAUGACAGUGUUUUUUAUUUCAAAUUGUAUCUUCUGGAGAUAUUGAUUUGAAAAUUGAUGAAUUUGAGGGGAUUUGUGAAAUUUCUUGUGAUUAUUGGCGAAGAAUAAGCGAAUUUGAGUUCAUUUAUUGGAAUAUUUAGAAAUCGUUUGAAUUUGUUUGGUAUUUAUUUGAUUUUGAGUUUGAAGUUGAUGGAGCAAGGUGAAGGAGGGGAUUUCCCUCCAAAAAAGGCUCAAUUGGAAACCCAAGUGUCCACCGCCAUGUCGGAUAUUCCUCAGAAGAAGCUCGCGAGGCAGCUGGAUUUCACCGGUUUUGGAGGUGCGUUGCCGACUGUGGUGUUGCCGGAGCAUCCUCAGCAGCCAUCAACUCCUUCGAUGCCACGGCCUCCACAGACGCAGACAAUUACGCAAGUGCAGCCGCCACCACAUCCACUGCCUCAGCCGCAGCAACUGCUGUUGAAGCCAAUGCAAUCUCAGGCGUCUCAUCCUUCUAUACGGCCUGCCAAACAGGAAUCUCCAAGACCACGGCCAAGGCAAAAUGUUGAUGUAAAAGAUGGUACUCCAAAGAAACAAAAACAAUGCAACUGCAAACAUUCACGAUGCUUGAAGUUGUAUUGUGAGUGUUUUGCAUCUGGAAUAUACUGUGAUGGGUGCAAUUGUGUAAAUUGUCAUAAUAAUGUUGAAAAUGAGGCUGCCAGGCGAGAAGCUGUUGAAGUUACCUUAGAGCGUAAUCCAAAUGCAUUCAGGCCAAAAAUCGCUAGCAGUCCACAUGGAACUCGAGAUACUAGGGAGGAGGCUGGGGAAGUUUUAGUGGUCGGAAAGCACAACAAAGGAUGCCAUUGCAAGAAAUCAGGAUGCCUUAAAAAAUACUGUGAAUGCUUCCAAGCCAACAUUCUUUGCUCUGAAAAUUGCAAAUGCAUAGACUGUAAGAAUUUUGAAGGAAGUGAAGAGAGGCAGGCUCUCUUCCAUGGAGAUCAUGCCAACAACACAGCAUAUAUUCAGCAGGCAGCAAAUGCUGCCAUUACUGGUGCUAUUGGAUCCUCUGGUUUUGGAUCCCCUCCAUUAUCCAAGAAAAGAAAAGGCCAGGAACUCUUUUUUGGGCCAGCUGCCAAAGAUCCAUCCAUUCACAGGCUUGCACAAUUCCAACAGGCAAACCAUAUUAAGUCUUCUGAACCUUCUUCAAUCCCUGUUACUCGAGCUAAUAACACAGCAAUGCUGGGCCCAUCAAAAUUUACAUACAGAUCUCUUUUAGCAGACGUCAUCCAACCGCAGGACUUAAAGUAUCUUUGCUCGCUUUUGGUUGUAUAUUCAGGAGAAGCUGCCAAGACACUUGCAGACAAAAGAAAUGCAACGGAGAAUCAGGCAGAAGAUCGGACCGAAAAUUCGGUUGCUUCAUCAAGUCAAGACCGGUUGCAAAACCAAAAGGAAUUUGAUGUUGAGAAAGCUGUGGCAGAUGAUUGUUCAAGUGGGAACCAGGCUGAGAAAAUGGGUCCUGAUGAGUCCAGUUCAGAUGGUGCCGAUGUCUCAAAAGGAAGGCCAAUGUCUCCUGGAACGCUAGCAUUGAUGUGUGAUGAACAGGAUACAAUGUUCAUGGCUGCUGCUUCCCCAAAGUUAAUGGACCAUGGCUGCAACCCGUCUCAUUUGCCUUCUGGGCAGGGCAUCACUGAGGCCUAUGCAGAGCAGGAAAGGAUUGUCUUAACACAGUUUCGGGACUGUCUUAAUAGGCUCAUCACUCGCGGAGAAAUAAAAGAAACAGAGUGUUCUUCAUUGGCCAGAACUGAAUCAGGAGGUCAAAGAGACCUGCUCAGCAAUGGCAAUGCAACUGCCAGAACAGAAACAAAGAUUCAACAAGAAUCCUUUGGCAAUGGUGUUGAAAAAUCUGCUGUACCACCUACACCCAAGAUGUCUCAAAUGGUUUCUACAGCAACUGCUGCUUUUAACAAUGACCCGCUUUCAAAGAUUCCAUCCCUUGCUAAAAAUGGGGAUGCAAAACCGACGACUGAAAACAAGAUGUAAAGAUUUAGGAAAUAAGAUUGACCCACAGGUAUGCUACUGCAGCUCUGUAAUAUUAGGCCAUUGUUCAUUAGGGCUUGUUUUCCAUGCAGCAGCAAGAUUAUAUUUGGGCCUCAUUGUUAGAAUUGAUCAAGAUCUGAUCUUUUUCAUUAUUCUUUAAUAUAAUUUUCUAAUCAAUUUUGCAGUCUCA